GUUAGGCAACGCUCUGAUACUCGAUCAAAUGAGUGUUCUGCUGAUUGUGCCGAACAAUCAAACAAUGCGGCGCUCUCUGCGGUGGAAUUCGAGUGCCGUCACAGGUCACGUGCCGUCUCCGACCUCGUCUCCGCCGAACCGCAAGAACCCUCCGUCUUCAGUUCCGAUUCGAGAUUGGCGUUCUGUGAAGUAACUACAGUCAUUUUCAGCAUACAGUAUGUGUUACUCACUCCUUUCCCUGCUGAUGCAACCUAUUCGAAGCUAACUGCAUCCCAACCUCUACAGCCAUGGCGGGCAAAUCUUCCCACCCUAUCCACAUCCACCCGGUCCGACCGCUCUACCGCUUCACUGCCACUGCAUUGGGCGCUAGCAUGUGGUUCUUCCUUAUGUACCGGGCCAAGAAGGAUGGUGCCGCUCUGUUGGGCUGGAAGCACCCUUGGGACCACUGAUCGGACUAUAACCGUCAAUUUCAUUUUUCCUGCGCGGCCGCUCUGCUGCUCAGAGCCAUAG
Messenger RNA from Penicillium paradoxum, 510 nucleotides. RefSeq lists its product as uncharacterized. The annotation marks the transcript as partial. The transcript has 2 exons. The record is from RefSeq and is a predicted model, not a curated record. Lineage: Eukaryota; Fungi; Ascomycota; Eurotiomycetes; Eurotiales; Aspergillaceae.